AUGCGCUUGACCGUCGAGCUCAUCCAGAAUUCCCUCUCAUACAUUAAUCCGCUCAAAGACCGUGAGUUGGAUCUCCGAGGGCACAAGAUCCCCGCAAUUGAGAACUUGGGUAUUGCCAAGGAUCAAGAUGCAAUUGAUUUCACGGACAACGACCUCUCUUCCCUCGGGAACUUUCCUUUCUUCCCUCGUCUUCGUACCCUCCUCCUUGCGCGCAACCGAAUUAAUCACAUCCAACCUAACCUGGGCUCAUCAAUCCCGUCUCUGACUACCCUGGUGUUGACAUCGAAUAACCUGUCCGAACUGGCGGAUGUUGAAUCGUUGCGCACCCUUCAUAAACUCACACAUCUGGUCCUAUUGGAGAACCCUAUCACACGGAAGGAGAAUUAUCGAUACUGGAUUAUUUGGUUAGCACCCUCGGUUCGAUUCCUUGACUACCAAAAAGUGAAGGAUGUGGAGCGUGCAAAGGCCAAGGAACUGUUCGGAACUGUGCAGCAACCCUCCGCCCUCGCCUCCAAGAUCAUGGGUAUCAAGUCCCGGGCGUUCGAUGCCUCCAGCGCUGCUGCCACCACCGGCCCAACCGAAAAGGCUAUCCGCGUCAAACUGACCGAUGCCGAGCGAAAGCGUGUCGAGAAGAUGAUCCGUGAUGCGAAGAGCUUGCAAGAGAUCACACGACUGGAGAAGGAAUUGAACGAGGGACGGAUACCUGGCGGAGCCUUCGGCGCUAGUGACGCCGAUGGGGAUGAGACGAUGCAGAUGUGA
This is a messenger RNA of Penicillium daleae, 759 nucleotides long. It is a transcript of the gene lea1, whose product is annotated as U2 snRNP complex subunit LEA1. Gene Ontology annotation, cellular component: U2 snRNP. Bases 1 to 759 code for a protein of 252 amino acids. Gene Ontology annotation, biological process: mRNA splicing, via spliceosome. The record is from RefSeq and is a predicted model, not a curated record. Lineage: Eukaryota; Fungi; Ascomycota; Eurotiomycetes; Eurotiales; Aspergillaceae. The transcript is spliced from 4 exons. Gene Ontology annotation, molecular function: protein binding; U2 snRNA binding.